AGCAAAAGACUGGGUGGAGGAGAGGGAGAUGCAGAGGAGGUCAAGUCUCACGUGUUCUUCGAGUCCAUCAACUGGGACGAUGUCUACAACAAGAAGAUCACUCCUCCUUUAGUCCCCUUCAUCUUGUCACAGACAAGUACAGACUACUUUGAGGAGGAGUUUACUGCUGAAAACCCACAGUUAACCCCUCCAGAUGAGAGCCCUCUCAAGGAUUAUGGUGAACUUUUCAAAGAUUUUGACUCUGUAGCAAGUGAUUGGUAGCCACACUGUGUAUGGAUUGUACUAUACAAAAGUCCAAGGGCAAAGCAAGCCAACUACCUCGCUGUUUGGCCAUCGGGCUUAAAAUUUAUGUGCUAAAAGUUAGUC
Molecule: messenger RNA, 366 nt
Organism: Geodia barretti
Lineage: Eukaryota; Metazoa; Porifera; Demospongiae; Tetractinellida; Geodiidae
Source: the annotation of a GenBank genome assembly